CAAGAACUGUGUAAUAGACUGUGUCAAGUAUUUCAAAAUGAUAGAUGUUCAGCCUGACUGUUUACAUCUACAGUGUGCGUCAAAAGACACCGGUUGAAUUUGUGGCAUUGCUGUUAAUGAAGCGGAAAGACCGAAGACAGAAGUGGCGUGUUUCGAGUUAACGGGGCGGGGAAAGUGCUUCGGGGCGGUACAGGAAGAGCUCAGCUCCUUACCAUUGGCUCCCAUCCAUCCCGAUAUCAUGACGCAGACCCAUGGGGGUGUGCUUUAGAAGAAAUCAGCUGGAGAAACAAAAACACAGACGGGUGCCUCAUAGGUGACAUAGUUAGAACUAGCAAUGGUUAAUAUUUCACCAAAUAACAGCAGUUUUAGGUAAAAGUUCAGAGUUAGUGCUUUAGCUAGAUGCAAAUGAGUUAGUGAGCAGCCUGGAAUCAUUGUAAGAGAACAGCGAGAAGAAGGAAGAUGCUAUCUUUGUGACAGCGCUGAGUUUUUGUGCAACAUUCACACUAACGUUAGUUCUCUCAAGGCCCUUGAGUUAGUUGCCAACUCUUCUUGUCUCCACUCGUCUCCCGUGCUCGGUCGAACUACGCGCGGAGUGGCAUGUGGGUCAAUACCGGAACAGUCGGAAGUUAGGAGAUAACAUGCUGCAUUGACCCACAUGGAAGAGGCAGCCAGCAGUGUGUGGCUUGACUGGCUACCGCAGUGACAGAGAGCGAGGGGAAAGAGAGGCUAGUGAGGGUGACUGUGGCAGACAGGCAGAGUCAUGCCCAAUGCCAGAGGCUGAGACUGCCAACCCUGACAGAGCAGAGGCACCCAAGCUGAAGGCCUGAGCUGAGUGGAGUGACACAAGAGUGACACAUAUCCUGCAGUUGAGGGCCCUCUCCAUGGAUAUAGACACAGACUAUGAGCGGCCCAAUGUGGAAACCAUUAAAUGUGUUGUGGUAGGGGACAACGCGGUGGGCAAGACUAGGCUCAUCUGUGCCCGCGCCUGCAAUGCCACCCUCACACAGUACCAGCUGCUCGCCACCCACGUGCCAACUGUCUGGGCCAUUGACCAGUACCGUGUGUGCCAGGAGGUGUUGGAGAGGUCACGGGAUGUUGUGGAUGAGGUCAGUGUGUCCCUGAGACUAUGGGACACCUUCGGUGACCAUCACAAGGACAGACGCUUCGCGUACGGCAGGUCUGAUGUGGUGGUGCUGUGUUUCUCCCUGGCCAACCCCAACUCCCUGCGCCACGUCCGCACCAUGUGGUACCCUGAGAUUAAGCACUUCUGCCCCCGCACCCCUAUCAUCCUGGUGGGCUGCCAGCUGGACCUGCGCUACGCCGACCUGGAGGCUGUCAACCGCGCCCGCAGACCCCUGGCCAAACCCAUCAAGCCUACAGACAUCCUACCUCCAGAGAGAGGCCACGAGGUGGCAAAGGAGCUGGGCAUUCCCUACUUCGAGACCAGCAUCGUGGCCCAGUUUGGGGUAAAGGAUGUGUUCGACAAUGCUAUCCGUUCUGCCCUUAUCUCCCGCCGCCACCUCCAGUUCUGGAAGUCCCACCUGAAGAGAGUCCAGCGGCCCCUCCUCCAGGCCCCGUUCCUGCCCCCCCGUCCCCCUCGCCCUGUGGUUGGCAUCCCCGACCCCCCUCCCAUCGACGGAGAGGCCCCUGACUCCCUCUUCUGCCAGUCGCUGUGCGCCGACGUCCUCUUCCUCCUCCAGGGCGGUGCCACGCGCGUCUUCGCACACAAAGUCUACCUGGCCACAUCCUGCUCCAAGUUCUAUGACCUCUUCACCCUGGAUCUGCUGGCAACUGAGUCGGAUUGGGAGGGAGAGGAGCGAGCCGAGAGCGGGGAGGAGGACGAGCAGAGCAGGAGAGGGGCCAAAGAGCAGGCGGGGCGCACUAAGAGCUUGGACAUCGAUAAGGAGGGGGAGGGGGGCGCCAGGGGACUCAAACGGCCACCCAUGCUCCAGCAGGGCUCCCUGAGGACUUCCAAAAGUGAUAACGCCCUCCCCGCCAGGAGCCAGUGCCCUCUGGGGCCCCUGGGAGCCGGCCGUGGCCUCUUGGGAUGGGGGAGGGGCUUCCUGAGUGUGUACCUGGAGCACAUAGCUGACCCUGAGACGGGGCGACUUCGCCUCAUGACUGUGGUCUCCAUGGACGGCCUCAUACAGGAAGAACCCUUCCAGGCGGUGCUGCAGUACCUGUACACAGGCAGUCUGGACGAGAGCCGAGGGGACCUGAUGCAGGUGGCCACCAUCGCCGAGCUGCUGGAGGUGUUUGACCUGAGGAUGAUGGUGGCCAACGUGUUGAACCGUGAAAGCUUCAUGAACCAGGAGAUCACCAAGGCCUUCCAUGUCCGCCGAGCCAACCGCAUCAAAGAGUGCCUCAGCAAGGGUACCUUCGCCGAUGUGGUGUUCCACCUGGACGAUGGAUACCUGCCGGCCCACAAGCCCCUGCUCAUCUCCAGCUGCGACUGGAUGGCGGCCAUGUUCCGGGGAUCCUUCAUGGAGAGCUAUAUCGAGGAGGUGUCCAUCCCUGACACCAGUAGCUCCUGUAUGCGUGCAGUGUUGGAGUUCAUGUACAGUGGGCUGCUUUCGCCCUGUCCUGACCUGGAGCCUAUUGAGCUUAUCGUUCUAUCCAACCGGCUGUGUCUGCCACGCCUUGUUGCCCUCACAGAGCAGCAUGCUGUGAAUGAGCUGCUCCAGUGGGCGAUGAAGGGAGUGGACAUCGACGGACAGGUGCUGGCUUACCUGGAGUUGGCUCAGUUCCACAAUGCCAAGCAGUUGUAUGCCUGGUGUCUCCAUCACAUCUGCACCAACUACAACAGCGUCUGUCGCAAGUUCCCUAAAGACAUGAAGGUCAUGUCUCCAGAUAACCAGAGGCACUUUGAGAAGCAGCGGUGGCCUCCAGUGUGGUUCCUGAAGGAGGAGGACCGCUACCUGCGCUCUCAGAAGGAGCGCGAGCGCGAGGAGGAGAUCCUACGCAAGCUGCGCACCAAGAGAGGCUGGUGCUUCUCGAGACACCCGUCCUCCUCGCCCCACGUCUCCUGAGGCUGUCACCCCUCCAUGACCCCUCCUGCUUCUGACCUCUCACCCCUCACCCCAGACUGAGGAAGCCAGCUAUGAGUCUAGCACCUCUCCAUGACGGGAGAGCCAAGUCUCCCUUCUGUACGAUUGUGUGUGAGUGGGUGGUUAUAGACCAGGCUUGGGCAGUUCUCUGUGCCCAAGAUGGUCUCACCUCGCUGGGCCUCAGUGACCAGUCCAGUGCUGCCUCCUCCCCCUGAGAUCCACCCCCCAGCCUGGGGGUGACGAGACUGGGAACAAAAGGGCUCUCUCUCUCUCUGCCCCUCAGUCACACAGAAGCUAAAGACCAUUCCACAGACCACUGCUAAGACUCCCCUAUGGGGAGGUUACCUCUGCCUUCACGUCUAUUAGACUGUUAGCGCACUGGACAAGACCAGCAGCCAGGGGGCGCCAGCUCUGCUUCAAUAUACACGGAUGGAUGCUUUGUUUGGUUUUAUUUCGCUUAGGGAUUUGACAUGAGAGUAGAGCCCAUCCCAGAGUUGGGUGUUUUGCCUCAGAGUCUCUGACCACCACCUAUGCCUGUCUGACUUCUCUUCCAGAGACUUUGUCCUCCACUUUGGAUAGGUUUGACACCAUUUUUGUUUUCUCCCAGGUUUCAUCCCAGUGAAGCUCCAUGUUGGAGGUUUGAUUCCCAAAUGUUGCCCUAGACUGUUCUAGAAUCAGCUGUGCAAGGGAGGGGCAGUAGACGUGGUAGUCUGGGUUUAGGUACCUGCUCAAGCAAAGGUGGUGGUUUGCGGUUCAAGCACCCAUCGUGAUCCCCCACAUAACACCAAGAGGAGAGGCCAACAGUGCUGAACAAAUCCCCCUCAAUGACAUUCAAAGUGAACACUUGAUAGCAAUUCUGGAUCAGAGGGCUUUUUUAUACCACUGCCAUGGGAGGGAGUAAGAAGCCGAACUGAACAGAUUUCUUCUUGCUCUGUCUUAAUUGACCACUAGGGUGUCGCUCAGCCAGCCUGCCUUAACUCCCCCGUACCACAGGGGGCAGCACUGCUCAGGGUUCCAUCAUCGACCCUCACCGGGAGCAAACAGGAGUUUUCUCCCCUGCCUGCGUAUAUCCUUAAUUCUAGUUUCUUUUAACUUUAUUUUAUUACAGCUGUAUUUGAAAGUCAACUGUAGUCUUUUGUCCUCAACUGAGUGUUGAAAGCACAUGUAUUAUACCAAAAAAAUGAAGCUGGGGACAUGUUCUCUCCCUUGUGUCUCCUUGCCAUCCUCUCCUUGCCUCCUCCAUAACAUGGCAAAUAUGGGGAGGAAGGGAAUAAGGUAUUAGGAAUAGAGGAAGAUAACUUUUUGAUCCCCCUCAGCAUGUUUUUAUAAAGCUGCAAUGUCAGGUAAAACCCAGGUGUCACUGCAGGACUUCUACUCCUUUAGCUGGAAUUGAAAAUGGUACUCAGGAUGUCCACUAAAAUGACAGUAUGUUUAUGACACACACACUUUAAACAUACAUACAUACACACACACAAUUUACACUUGUACCUGUCUUUUCGGUCCACAAUUUUUGGGGGGGGUUUAUGUCUGCCCAGUCCUUCGUCAGUGUUAAUAUACGGAAAUCUUUCAAUCUACACAUAUAGUGUUACGUUCAGAUGUGAUGCACUAGGGUUAUUUUUUUUCUUACUCAAAGGUGUCUAAUAGACUUUAGGAUAGUGAAUAUAUUCAUAGUAUUAUGAAUUUCAGUUGUUGGCCUUUUCAGUAUGAGUAGAGCUAUGCUUUAAAGUUGAAUCUUUCCAUCUAUUUAACCACAUGCUGUCGUUUUCAAAUGCUGUAUUAGACCAAAUAUUUCACUCGCUUUCAAUUUCUUGCGCCGCGGAGUGCGGUUCUGUUUUCAUUGUGAGGGAGUGUGCCGUUUCAGCCAUUUGUUCACAAAGGGAAUGUGUAGCUCCAUCUUUCAGUUGAAUGCUAUGGAGUUGGAUUUCGGACGGCUGCGCACAUCUCAAUAACCCGCUGCACCUUCAAGAUCUUAAUCAAUCCAAGACAUCGUGUAUUACAACAGGCAUGUUAGAAGAAGAAAACGAUAACUAACAAAGCAUUAUUACUGUAUUUUGUUGCCGCCUUUUUGCACAAAAGUGGUAGUUAUGUGAAAAAGAGGAGACUUUGUGACACGUUUUUCUUUACCACCGUCGUUCUAUUUGCAGGUUUGAGAUUUCCACCUCCCCCCCCCCCCCCGGCUUUACCCAGGUGUCUGUGGGAGAUAGAUGGAUGGCGUGAAGCGUGGCUCUUUUUUUUUUAGCUUUUCUUCACGGGAUGCGUGUUCUAGUCAUCAACAGCUACUGAAAUAGCUAUGCGAUAGGAUCUCACGAGACCCAAGUGAGAAUUGGGCUGAUUUUUACCCCCCCAAAAAACCUGCAAACCUGCAUAUUUGGAAUUGGAACACGGAAAUAGUCCUGACGCCCCUAUUUCGGACUAGGAUAUUGGAACAUUCAUCUGGGGUUGACUUGGGGACAUAGAGAUAUUUGACUUCCAUGACACCUUUCAAUGCCCCUAGGAUGAGCUAUUAAAGUUGUCUUACUAAUGGUAGACAUGCCCUACAAAGCCUUCCCUCAUGGAAGUGCACAUCCACUAUUAGGAAGCGGAGUAUACUCAAAAUGUACAGUGUAGGGUAGUGGUAUACAGUUGCAGACAGGUUCUGCAAAGGAUAAUAGUAGAGCUGAUUGAUUCAGUCUCUGGUAAUGCUUACACACCCAGUCUCACCCACCCAGGCCAGAGAGGCAGGUCUCUCCCUCGUCUUCCUCCCACGUCUGAGUCUCCCUCCGGGGCUGCAGACCCCAGCGCUGCUCCCGGAGGGUCUCUGGGUCUUCGAGGUGGUCAGUGAAAACACAGGCUUUACGUUAGUAGGUGAAGGGGCUGUCAGUAUUGUAAGGUCUCUCAGUCUGUUUCUGUUUGGGGAAACUGAUUUAGUCUGCCACUACAAACCAGCAGAUUACCCUCUGUAAUGCCCUAGUGACCAAGGUUUAGACACCUGUGAUCUAGGGGAUGCUAAAGCUUACUAUGAGAAUACUAGUUGCCUUGUGUGAAUGCUGUUCAACACUUGUGGGAUGUGGUUAUUAUUUUUGCGUCAUGGCCUAAUCUUGGUUUUGUAAUGGCACUUUUGGCAGGUUUUCAGUGUCGGAUUGCACUCUCCUUCCUUUUGUGUCUUUUUAGCUCUGACUUUUUGUGCUUGGCGUGGACAAUUCUUUAACGAGGUUGUUUUUUAAAAAUGUGAUAUUUUGUAGCAUGGGGAUCUUCCUUUCUCCCUUAACUGUCCAUGUGGCUUUCUGGGCUUUAUUGAGUGUGUAUCUGUCUCGUCAUGCUCACAUGCAAAGGCAAACUGUGCUCAGCUGUAGUAUCGUAGUAUUAGUGGCUGAAAUGGAAGCCUCUGUCUAUUAUGUGUGACGCCUCUCAAGUCAAUCAUACUAUCGUAAUUGUAUAUAAUAUUAUCAUCAUACGUUCAGUUGGGUUGAGUACAGCCCAAAUGUAACAUCAUUGGGAUCUCAUUACAACAUUGAGGGGUACACAGGAAUAUGUGUACAUGUCAAUAACUAAUGACAGUAGUUAUGGACGUUAGCAAGAUGUGUUGCUUCUUGUACCGUGUUAAAGCAGUAUUUUACCAGGUGUGGGACCAUGGUUUCCACAGGAUUUGACAUCUCGGGUGCCAGUAGAGUACGUAUUUUCUGCUCACGUUCUAACACUCUAUGAAUUCAUACACCUUGGGAAUGUCCUAUUUAUAAAUCGGGCAGCCUUGGGAGCUACAGUGAGAGGAAUAUUUUGAUUGGGCUGAAAUGCAUGUAUGCACAAGGAAACAAAUUACCGUUUGGCUUUGAACAGCUAUCAAUAGUUGACCCACAUUGCCCCCUAUUGGCCUAUUUCUGUAACUAUAAUUUGAAACAUAACGUUAAAUCCAGACUCUUUUGAUGUCACUUUCACAUCACCUUAAUUUGUAAGGUUACUGACAGAGAACCCCUUGUUCUUUUUGUUUGCCCCUAGUCUGGCGUCUCCUGUGCCUUUCGAGAUAACCUCGUGCUGUUGCCUGUCUCCCUUAGCCCUCCUGUAGAGCCUCUAGCGGUCAAACAGGGAAACGGUUCCAAUCGUUUUUUCCACCAUUCAUUUUUCUGUUCGGGAAUUUUAGAAACACUUAAAAUAAGGGCUGUGUUUCGUUUAGGCUUACCCCGCCUUGGCGUUUUGAUAACCAUGUAAAUAUCUGUCGGACAAGGUAACAUUUAUCACUAAUAUUUAGCUCUGUUUACUUUCAGACUCGAAACUUCUAAUCCGCAUCAAAGUAGACAUCAUGCAAGACUACAAAUCCCUGCAAGCUCCUGCACGUCAUCUAUAACUGACACCUUUGCUAACUGGUUUUGUGUCAAUUUAAAACAUGCACAAGACAGUUUACAUAGUACAUAAUACAUAACAUGGUAAAAAUGAAUGGUGGAAAAACGAUUAUGACUCAUAGCAUGGUACUCUGUAGGCUCACUGUACAUAUGAGGAGGGGCCUCCAAACCACUGCCUUCUGGGUUCAGGUUGGCACCCACCAUGCAGGCUAAAAACACAUGAGCACAGGCAGGUUUCCUCCUUGUCUCUUAGUGCCUGUGGAUUGACCAAUGAUUCUACCAUCCUAUGCUGUGUACCAAAGGAGCUAUAUGUUGUUGAGGCCUACAGUAGUCUACGGUAGCUGUGGGGUACACAGUGCAUAAGGCCCCUGACUUGGAGCUUUACAAAUAUGUCACCCAAACCUUGUCGUCACAUCAUCCAAACCAAGCUAGGCUGUAGAUACUAAAUUGUUGAGAAGACAUUGAGAACCAACAGAUUUCAGGUUCAUGAACACACGGAUCUUUUGCACGUGGCAGUCUGUCGAGGCAUGCACUUUCUGUUUAUUAUGUAGCCUUAAGUUUACACCGUGUGUGUACUAAUGGAUUAUUAAACCAAGUUUUACCAGCUUGCCUCAGCAGUCACAAAUGGCUUCAACCCAACUCUGGCUCCUGCUCUCUCGCUCUCUCUCUCCUUGUGGCAGAGAUGGCACUAGUGUAGAACUGGGCUAUUCAUUAGAGAUGUUGUGAACCUUCCCAAGGUGUAGGGCGGGGAGUCCCACCAAUAAAGAAGGAGACAGCAUCCACAACAUGUGAUGUUGAGCACUACAGUGUCUACCAUUUUUUUUACACAAAAUGGCGGAACUGCUCCUCUGCCGCAAUGAUACUCUACAGUUAAUUUUGUAAACCUAAUCUCCACUUGUUUGACCCAAAACUGUGUGUUACUUGUUCACUUGCUAGUCGGAACUCGGAAACUCCGAAAUUUCCGACUUGCUAACUUGUGGAACGGGGCACGUGUAUAACUACAACCAGUUAGCAAGUGGCACAUUUUAGAGUUUUAAUAGUUCCAAUUAGCACAUGAAGGCGUCAUUAGCCCAGGACAGAGAGAGCUGGGAGGGGGAGGGACAGAAGCCUUGGUAGGUUGUAGGUGUAUCUCUGCUCUGUGACAUUUUCAGUGUGACUUAUACAUUGUAUUAAUAUGCACUUUUGCUUCCCUCUUCUCAUUUCAAAUGAAUAUUGAUAUUAACUGCUUGUGUUAAUAUGUUUAUGAAACUGAAAAAGCACACAGACAACACACAACACACCACAUACACACAAUAUUAAGGGCUUUUUUAAAAGACAACAAUCAGAAUGUUUUGCUGCUUUUGCAAAAAUGUUUUGAAUAAUCCUUUGUAAUAUUUUUUAACCACUGAUUUGUAAAAAAAAUGAAAUGAAAAAGGAAACAAAGUAUAAUUUUUUUGCCGUUUCAGUAUUUUAAUGUUUCACCUGGCUUUUAAUUAAACCCUAAGAAAGUAUGA
Molecule: messenger RNA, 8853 nt
Organism: Salvelinus fontinalis (brook trout)
Lineage: Eukaryota; Metazoa; Chordata; Actinopteri; Salmoniformes; Salmonidae
Product: rho-related BTB domain-containing protein 2-like
Exons: 11
Coding region: 882-3029 (715 amino acids)
Biological process (GO): small GTPase-mediated signal transduction
Molecular function (GO): protein binding; GTP binding; GTPase activity
Source: RefSeq, a predicted model, not a curated record